AUGAGUCGGAACACAAGUCGGCAAGACAGCCAGUUUCGCCCGAGCAGCACUGACGACGCCGUCAUGUCGCGCUUGGACUGUCAGACCAGGCUGAUCAGCUUACAGUGCCCAACAAAGGCUCGCAUAACCAGGCGCCGCAGCACGCUAGCGGUCCUCGGCCUCUUCUUCGGAUGGCUGUCCAGUGCGAUGCCAGCUCCGAUCGCCACAGAGCUGCCAUCAGCAGAUCUUAUUCUCAGCAGCGGUUUUGUGCCCACUGAGUCAGCUCUUCUUGAGGUAGGCAGUCGCACCUGCUUUCUCCCUGAUGACAAUCGUGAACAGCUGCAGCGAUGUACGCGCACAGAAAUCAAACAGCAAUGUGGGCUUUGCGGUUGCGAUCGAAUUGUUGCUUGUUACGAUGCGCGCGGAAACAGCUGUCUCCGCCUCCGGGAGUGUGAGGACCCCGUUGGAGGCAAGCGCUGUAUCAAGUUCAAGACAUGCGACAAUGAUGACUACGAUAUGUAUCGAAAAAAGGUCCCUUUGGCGGCAGUCUGCCCUGAAGGUCGACCGCCUGCUUCAAUGUCUCCAUUUGAGCUCAGAUUGCUGGCCGCUCAAAUUAAAACCGAACUGCGCGACUGCGAGCUUAUUAAGCCCAAGAAGCUGUGCCACUACCGGGCCGACGUUGGUGAAGACAUCCUCAUUCAGGGUGCAAGCACGUUCGAGUUUGACAUUCUCGUCAAAAAUUCCCGGUUCCACGACGUCAACCACUACCACUACUUCCACAACGUCAACCACUACCACAACAUCCACUACUUCGACAACGUCCACAACGUCCUCUACUUCGACAACGUCCACCAGUUCCACAACGUCCACUACGUCCACCACGACGUCAACCACUACCACUACUACCACCACAUCCACUACUGCCACAACCUCAACUAUGACCACGACGUCCACAACAUCCACCACAUCCACUAUGUCCACAACGCUCUUGACGUCUACUAUGCCCGCCAUUUCCACGACUUCUGUGACAUCGACAUCGACGACGUCACCUUCUUCUCCUGGCUGGUUUUUAUCAUCCGCUUUGGAAUCUUGUUCUAG
This is a messenger RNA of Monosiga brevicollis MX1, 1077 nucleotides long. RefSeq lists its product as uncharacterized. The transcript has 5 exons. The record is from RefSeq and is a predicted model, not a curated record. Lineage: Eukaryota; Choanoflagellata; Craspedida; Salpingoecidae. Bases 1 to 1077 code for a protein of 358 amino acids.